This is a messenger RNA of Clarias gariepinus (North African catfish), 3596 nucleotides long. RefSeq names its product transmembrane protein 108 (gene tmem108). The transcript has 5 exons. Gene Ontology annotation, cellular component: postsynaptic density; endosome membrane; early endosome. Gene Ontology annotation, biological process: dendrite extension; postsynaptic density organization; retrograde axonal transport. The record is from RefSeq and is a predicted model, not a curated record. The coding region runs from base 708 to 2000 and encodes 430 amino acids. NCBI's taxonomy places the organism in Eukaryota, Metazoa, Chordata, Actinopteri, Siluriformes, Clariidae.
CUCUCAGCGCCACCGGAGUGACCGACACCAGGCGCUUUAAUAGCACCGAAUCACCGAGCAGCUGUUACACACUCAACCGGAGCUCUCUCUCUCUCUCUCUUUUUUCUCCCACACGCUGGAAUUAUAAAUAAGAUCUCCGGUGAACGUCUCGGAAGAGCGAGCGUGAAUGCGCGGCGGCGCGCUCAUGUGACGCGCGCGACUGGUUGGUGUAACGGCGGCGGCGGGCGCUGCUUUAUUAAUGCCCCUCCGCCGGUCAGAGAGGUAAGCGCAAAGAAAUCCUCUUAACACGUUAACUCGUGCUUUCCGUUCAGAUCUCCGAUCGCGUGGAAUCGGUUUAACGGGUUGCGCAGAGCUCGUGACGCUCCGUUGCUGCUGGCGGCAGAUAACCCGGAGGCAUGGGGAAUAUCAUGUCAAUGCAGGAUUCAGUGCAGACAUGCUGCCAUGCUUAAUCUCGCGCUCACACACGCGCGCGCGCGCUCGCACGCGCACACAGCACAUGUUGCGUUGUAGGCUCUUGACGCAACAUCAGCGAAGGAGGCGCACUCAAGCCGUUCCAACUUUUCUCCUCUCCUGUCCUCUCCUCACCUCUCCUAUUCUCAGGAUCUACAGCGGACCCGCAUCAUGCCACGGCGUCUCUCAUCCAUUUCCACAGCUUAGUAUAAGAGAACCAUGACCACUGUGGAGGAAGAACCGGAUCACAUGAUACCAUGAAGAGAAGCCUGCAGGUCCUGCCUAACCAGCUGCUGGGCAUUCUUCUGAUCCUGUCAGUAUCAGAGAAGCUGGUAUCCUUUGCAGAGGAGCACCCCCCCAGCUGGACACCGCGGAGUCUCGUCUCCAUGCUACAUUCGCCAAACCCACCUGGCUUAUGGAAGGGGUCUAGUACUGGUGACCAAUCCACUUUCACAGGUCACAAUGCAGCAGUGUCUGCCCUGGCAUUGAACCAGUUGCAGACGGAUCGCACUACCACGAUGAAGACUAGCUUUGGACCAAGUCCAGUAUCUACAGCGUCAGACUCUGAUCUGGCUGCUGUUGCUGAGGGGCUUCUAAGAACUGAGUAUUCCCAACCAUUGUCCAUAGACACUAAUAACAACCAAGGGAUAAGAGUUGAAGAGUCAACCAACCCCAGUUACCCUUACUCUUCAUGGAUGUCAUCAAGGUUAUCCAUUCCUCCUGUGGAACUGGAAAAAAGCCUCAGGCAGCACGCUCAUGCCAUCACACUGCGUGAUACUGCCACUCAUACUAAAGGCCCCAUAUUUGUUGAAAGUAAGCCUGAGCCACAACGGCAGUCGGCUAGUCUGUCCACAUAUUCUCCCCCCAAAGCGACUAAGCACUCGGAAUCGAAUGGCGUUACCUUCACUACUGUGCCUGCCAGCAUUACUAACAAUGGCAGCUUAGCAAAAACAUUAGGUGGCACAAAUAUGCCUGCUAAUGGAACUAGUGAUCCCUUUUUCUCCAUGAGUGGUGUAACAGACACAGGCACCAGCUCCGUUAAGAGCAGUUUAGGUACAUCACUGAAUAGUCCCCCACUUAUAAAUGAUUCAAGCACCUCUGAGCUUCUGUCAAGAACAAAUGUGAGUAGACUUCCUACCACCCCACAAGGGUCCUUUGGAUCAGGGAACCAGUCAGUCCCUGAUUUUGACUCGGCUGAUAACCGUGCCACCAUUUGUCUGACCAAAAUGGACAUUGUAUGGGUGGUGCUUGCCAUCAGCGUGCCUGUGUCAUCCUGCUCUGUGCUGCUGACAGUGUGCUGCAUGAGAAAGAAGAAGAAGUCAACCAGCCAUGAAAACAACCUGAGCUACUGGAACAACACCAUCACCAUGGACUAUUUCAAUCGCCAUGCUGUGGAGCUUCCUCGUGAGAUACUGCCACUGGAAACUGUUGAUGAACGGGAGACUUGCCUACCCCCUAACGGUGACUACAGCGACAGCGGCGUUGUCCUGGUUAACCCUUUCUGCCAAGAGACUCUCUUCAUCAACAGGGACAAGGCCUGUGACAUCUGAGCAUGUCAACAUUAUCAAAGCUUAUCUGUUUCUUUUUUUUUUUUUUUUAGUUUUUAUUAUUAUUAUUAUUAUUAUUAUUAAUAUUAUUAUUUUAUAUAUAAUUUGGUGAAUAUUCAGAGACCUGAGCUUUAUAUAUAUAUAUAUAUAAGAUAAGAUAUCUAUAGAUGAGUUUAAAAAAGACAAAUGAAUGAAUUAAGAGCACUCUUGCUGUAAGGGUAAGUCCCCUUGCAUAUUUUUCCUGAUGUACAUUUUCUACAGAUGCUUAAUUGUGAUAAGGGUUUUUAUGUCUUUUUUGGAUAAAAGCAGUAUGUAUGUGUGUGUGUGAGUGUGAGUGUGGUUUCCGUGGUGUUCAAGUGGCUUGGAAUAUAAAGCAAUGCAAUGUAUGCUGUAAAGAUGUGUGUGAUCUUACCCAAAACACUUAAAAACUUAAAAGCCUGAUGAACUUGAAUUGCCUCUGUGUGUGUGUGUGUGUGUGUGUGUGUGUGUGUGUGUGUGUGUGUGUGUGUGUGUGUGCGCGUAGUGAUGGAAAAGCAGAUGGCAGUUGUAAUGUGCCUGGGUUCCAGGAGGUACCUAAACCCUGUAUUAUGAUCUGUAGAGAUGUAGGAGUUUGUAGGUAUGUCAGUGAGAUUGAGGACAUUUCGAGUUUUCAGCCCUAGGAGUCACCAGCGCAGGGACUAUUAAAAAAAAGUCUGUAGUCUCGUUGUGGGCAGCACUGUGUUUCUGUGUCCAGUUUGCGUGUGACAUCUAACGCAUGUAUGUAUGUGUGUGUGUGUGUAUUGGUGCGUAUGUUAGAUUAGGAAUCAUGUCACAUGUUACAGGAUACCAGUGUUCAAAAAUGUUCCCACAAUUCACACAUGAUGAUAUUAGCUUGCCUUGUUAAGCUUAUCUGUGUUGGGCAAUUUUGUAUCCUUACAUGCUUAGUGCAUUCUUUCUGUUUAUUUGGAUACAGUGGCACUUUUAUUAGCUCAGAAGGUGAUGUCUCGGAUGCCUGAUGACAAAAAAGCAGUUGUUUUUUAAAGGAGGAUAGGAAAGAAGCCCUUUUUGUCUGUUUGUGUGUCUUUCUGCCGUUUUAUCGUGAGCAUUGAGGUUUGUUCAAUCUCGGACUGUAUUGUUUAAUGCUGAAAGAAUAAGACCAAAAGUUGUCACUCUGUAGUUCUUCUCUGGUGUUUAUUGCUGUAUUGUACAGGUUUUUUUUUUCUUUCUUUUUUUUUCGUUUGGAUGAUUAUGAAUAUAAAACACUGGAUGUAAUAGAGUAAAAGUAUUAGAAUAAGUGAACAAAUCAGAGAAAAUAUUUUAUACUGCAAUAUUUACUUUGAUCAUAUGUAUGAACCUAUUGUUAUUUCACUAAAUCAUAUCUUGAGUCAGCUCAGUAACAGUUUCAAUUGUCUGUGUUUAUCUUUUUUAUAUCUUUUAUCAUCCUUUUAUUUUUUUUUAUUUUACAUAUAGAAAACAUCUAUAGGAGGGAUAUUGGCUUUAUUGAUGAUUGCUUUACAGAGUUAUUAGACGAAGGAAUCACAUUUUCAACUUAUUUUGUAUUGUAGCACAUACACUGUACUUUUUACUGCUGAGCAAUAAAAGAAAAAAUGGUUUAUGGUG